CAUCGCCGGGAAACGAACGGAACGAUCGCGUCAUGGCAGGGUUUCUGAAAGUCGACCAGACGAGGAUCGUCGAUGAGGAGGGGAAGGAGGUCAUCUUGCGAGGGGCCGGACUGGGGGGCUGGAUGACCAUGGAGAACUUCAUAUCAGGAUAUCCUGGCUGCGAGUUCCAGAUACGCGAAGCCCUAGCUGAGGCCAUUGGGCAAGAGAAAUCCGAGUACUUCUUUGACAAGUUCCUCGAGCAUUUCUUUGCGGAGCCCGACGCGGCCUUCUUCAAGUCCCUCGGGCUCAACUGCAUUCGCAUCGCGAUCAACUACCGGCACUUCGAAGAUGACCUCAAUCCCCGCGUGCUGAAGCAAUCUGGGUUCAAGCAUCUUGACCGCGUCGUGGCCGCAUGCGCAAAGAAUGGCGUCUACACCAUCCUCGACAUGCACACCGUACCCGGAGGGCAGAACGGUGGCUGGCAUUCAGACGCCGGCACGCAUAUCGCCAACUUCUGGAUCCACAAGGACUUCCAGGAUAGACUCGUCUGGCUCUGGACUGAGAUCGCGAAACACUACAAGGACGAAAGGUGGAUCGCGGGCUACAACCCCAUGAACGAGCCAGCCGACCCGCAACACAGCGGGCUCGUCGCCUUCUACGACAGCGUCCACGCCGCGAUCAGGUCCGUCGACCCAAACCACAUCCUCUUUCUGGACGGGAACACCUACGCCACAGACUUCUCCGGGUUCCCUGAUGACGCGGGGACGCGCUGGACGAACACCGCCUAUGCGAUCCAUGACUACUCCGUGUACGGCUUCCCGGAUAGCCCGGAGCCAUACGCGCGCACAGACGAGCAGAACAGGCGCAUGAAGAGGAGCUACGAAAAGAAGCGUGCCUGGAUGGACGAAAAGGGGCUCUGCGUCUGGAACGGAGAGUGGGGCCCUGUGUAUGCAAGGCAGGAGUACGAGGGCGACGCGACGGACGAAAUCAACGAACGGCGCUACAACGUCUUGAACGAUCAGCUCCAGCUCUAUGCAAAGGAUCGACUCAGCUGGUCGAUCUGGCUCUAUAAGGACAUCGGAUUCCAAGGCAUGGUGUACGUCUCUCCCGAGACGGCGUACAGGCAGCACUUCCGCAGCUUCUUAGAGAAGAAGUAUCGCCUGGCUGCCGACUCGUGGGGUGCCGACGACAAACACGUGCGGGACAUCUACAGGCCCAUCGUGCGGCUGAUCGAAGACAACGUGCCGAACGAAGAGCAUCGCAAGUUGUACCCAUACCCGGUGUGGACAGUGCAGGGGCGCGUGGCACGGCUGGCACGGUGCAUGCUCAUCAGCGAAUUCCUAGUGAGGGAGUGGGCGGACGUGUUCAAAGGCAUGUCCAUCGAGCAGUUAAACCUUCUUGCGGAGAGUUUCAAGUUUGAAAAUUGCAUGAAGAGGGAAGGGCUCAACGAGGUGUUGCGGGAGCAUGCCAAGCAGGCACAGUCGACCUGA
Messenger RNA from Dichomitus squalens LYAD-421 SS1, 1469 nucleotides. RefSeq names its product glycoside hydrolase. The record is from RefSeq and is a predicted model, not a curated record. Gene Ontology annotation, biological process: glucan catabolic process. Gene Ontology annotation, molecular function: beta-glucosidase activity. Gene Ontology annotation, cellular component: cell surface; extracellular region. Bases 33 to 1469 code for a protein of 478 amino acids. The transcript is spliced from 6 exons. NCBI's taxonomy places the organism in Eukaryota, Fungi, Basidiomycota, Agaricomycetes, Polyporales, Polyporaceae.